Messenger RNA from Eubalaena glacialis (North Atlantic right whale), 2885 nucleotides. It is a transcript of the gene MARK3, whose product is annotated as microtubule affinity regulating kinase 3. Gene Ontology annotation, biological process: protein phosphorylation; intracellular signal transduction. Gene Ontology annotation, cellular component: plasma membrane; cytoplasm. Gene Ontology annotation, molecular function: ATP binding; protein serine/threonine kinase activity. The record is from RefSeq and is a predicted model, not a curated record. Bases 611 to 2686 code for a protein of 691 amino acids. NCBI's taxonomy places the organism in Eukaryota, Metazoa, Chordata, Mammalia, Artiodactyla, Balaenidae. The transcript has 15 exons.
CGAGGGGCGGCCAUCUUGGGUCCGUGAGGCUCGGAGGUGCCGGGGGCGGCGGUGUCGGCGGCCACCGGGCGGAGGCUGAGGCGGAAAGCGAGCCGGAGGGAGAAGAACAGCCGGGUGCAGGCGCCGCCUCCGCAGCCCCCUCCAUGGUCGGCGCCCGCAGCCCGCGGGGACCUGUCUUGCACUUCACCUCCUCCACAUCCUCCUCUUCUUCAAGGGCCGCCGGCGGCGCUGUGUGGAGGCUCCGGCGCUGAAAUCCGCGGCGCGACGGGCGGGGGCGGAGGAGGAGGCGAGGGGGUCCGGGCUCGUGGGGCGCCCGGAGGCCCGGGGACGCCAGUGGGCCGACCCGCAGCCCGCCGCCGCCGGCCCGGCGCCGCCACCGCCGCCCGCGGGGCUCCUCGGCGCGGCCGCCGGGGCCGGGGGAGCAUGAGCCCCGCGACCCGCCGGGGGACGGCCCGGGCCCGGCCCGGGAUCUAGACGGCCGUGGGGGAGGGGAGCCGCCCUGCCGCGGCGCCGCUCCGGAACCGCCGGGCCCUCGACGCCGCUUCUCCGGCCCCCGGGGCCGCGCUGUUUUGUUUCACCCUCGCGUUGUGCAGAAGUGAAGUGAAGUAAAAUGUCCACUAGGACCCCGCUGCCGACGGUGAAUGAACGGGACACUGAGAACCACACGUCACAUGGAGACGGGCGGCAAGAAGUUACCUCUCGCACUGGGCGCUCUGGAGCACGGUGUAGAAACUCUGUAGCUUCCUGUGCAGAUGAACAACCUCACAUCGGUAACUACAGACUGUUGAAAACAAUCGGCAAGGGGAAUUUUGCAAAAGUGAAAUUGGCAAGACACAUCCUUACAGGCAGAGAGGUCGCAAUAAAAAUAAUUGACAAAACUCAGUUGAAUCCAACAAGUCUACAAAAGAUAGUGUCUGCAGUCCAGUACUGCCACCAGAAGCGGAUCGUUCACAGAGACCUCAAGGCUGAAAAUCUAUUGUUAGAUGCUGAUAUGAACAUUAAAAUAGCUGACUUUGGUUUUAGCAAUGAAUUUACUGUUGGCAGUAAACUGGAUACGUUUUGUGGCAGUCCUCCGUAUGCAGCCCCAGAGCUCUUCCAGGGCAAGAAAUACGACGGGCCGGAAGUGGACGUGUGGAGCCUCGGCGUCAUUCUUUACACUUUAGUCAGCGGGUCACUCCCCUUUGAUGGACAGAACCUAAAGGAACUGAGAGAGAGAGUAUUAAGAGGGAAAUACAGAAUCCCUUUCUACAUGUCCACAGACUGUGAAAACCUUCUCAAACGUUUCCUGGUGCUAAAUCCAAUAAAACGAGGCACUCUAGAGCAAAUCAUGAAGGACAGGUGGAUCAAUGCAGGGCAUGAGGAAGAUGAACUAAAGCCGUUUGUUGAACCAGAACUGGACAUCUCAGACCAGAAAAGGAUAGAUAUUAUGGUGGGAAUGGGAUAUUCACAAGACGAAAUUCAAGAAUCUCUUAGUAAGAUGAAAUAUGAUGAAAUCACAGCUACAUACUUGUUGUUGGGGAGAAAAUCUUCAGAGCUGGAUGCUAGUGAUUCCAGUUCUAGCAGCAAUCUUUCACUUGCUAAGGUUAGGCCAAGCAGCGACCUCAGCAACAGUACUGGCCAGUCUCCUCACCACAAAGUACAGAGAAGUGUUUCUUCAAGCCAGAAGCAGAGGCGGUACAGUGACCAUGCUGGACCAGCUAUUCCUUCAGUUGUGGCGUAUCCGAAAAGGAGUCAGACCAGCACUGCAGACGGCGACCUCAGAGAAGAUGGAGUUCCGUCCCGGAAAGCAGGCGGCAGCGCUGCUGGAGGAAAGGGAGUUGCUCCAGCCAGUCCCAUGCUUGGCAGCGCAAGUAAUCCCAACAAGGCGGAUAUUCCCGAACGCAAGAAGACCUCCACCGUCCCCGGUAGUAAUACAGCAUCUGGUGGAAUGACGCGGCGGAAUACUUAUGUUUGCAGUGAAAGAACUACAGCUGAUAGACAUUCAGUAAUUCAGAAUGGCAAAGAAAACAGCACUAUUCCUGACCAGAGAGCUCCAGUUGCUUCAACACACAGUAUUAGCAGCGCCACCACCCCAGAUCGAACCCGCUUCCCAAGAGGCACUGCCAGUCGUAGCACUUUCCACGGCCAGCCCCGGGAGCGGCGCACUGCCACAUAUAACGGCCCGCCUGCUUCACCCAGCCUGUCCCAUGAAGCCACACCAUUGUCGCAGACUCGAAGCCGAGGCUCCACUAAUCUUUUUAGUAAAUUAACUUCCAAACUCACAAGGAGAAACAUGUCAUUCAGGUUUAUCAAAAGGCUUCCAACUGAAUAUGAGAGGAACGGGAGAUAUGAGGGCUCAAGUCGCAACGUAUCUGCUGAGCAAAAGGAGGAAAACAAAGAAGCAAAACCUCGUUCCCUGCGCUUUACCUGGAGCAUGAAAACCACUAGUUCCAUGGAUCCCAGUGACAUGAUGCGGGAAAUCCGCAAAGUGCUGGACGCCAAUAACUGUGACUACGAGCAGAGAGAGCGCUUCUUACUCUUCUGUGUCCACGGCGACGGGCACGCGGAGAGCCUCGUGCAGUGGGAGAUGGAAGUGUGCAAGCUGCCAAGACUGUCUCUGAACGGGGUCCGGUUUAAGCGGAUAUCAGGGACGUCCAUAGCUUUCAAAAAUAUCGCUUCCAAAAUUGCCAAUGAGCUAAAGCUGUAACCCAGUAAUUAUGGUGUAAAUUAAGUAGCAAUUUAAAGUGUUUUCCUGAACACUGAUGGAAAUGUAUAGAAUAAUAUUUAGGCAAUAACGUCUGCAUCUUCUAAAUCAUGAUAUUAAAAUAUAAGGACGAGAGCACGCCUGGGAGCGAAAGCUGGCCUUUUUUCUACGAAUGCACUACAUUAAAGACGUGUGACACGUG